This is a messenger RNA of Exophiala spinifera, 1743 nucleotides long. RefSeq lists its product as uncharacterized. Gene Ontology annotation, molecular function: transcription coregulator activity. The record is from RefSeq and is a predicted model, not a curated record. Gene Ontology annotation, cellular component: nucleus; RSC-type complex; nuclear chromosome. NCBI's taxonomy places the organism in Eukaryota, Fungi, Ascomycota, Eurotiomycetes, Chaetothyriales, Herpotrichiellaceae. Gene Ontology annotation, biological process: regulation of transcription by RNA polymerase II; chromatin remodeling. The transcript has 4 exons. Bases 1 to 1743 code for a protein of 580 amino acids.
AUGGCUCCCGCGCAGGCCUUCGUUACCAGCUAUCCGCCGCGACUCCGUCAAUACGCCAAUACCCUACUCCAACCUGUCCUGCAGACCCAAAAUGUCGGCCCAGGAAGUCGCACGACGAAACGCGGGACCACAAUCAUAAACUAUGCCGACGAUGCUUAUGAUGAUGACGAUUUCGAUGACAGCGAGUCGUCACGGCGGCCAACAGGUCUGCGAUCGUUACGAAGAGAAGAACUCGAGAAGAGAGAGCCUCAACAUGAAAAGCUGGGCAAGGAGUUACAUCAACCCUUAGACUUGCAGCCCAUAUACCGGGAAUGGAUACUUCGGAGGACCGUCAGACCCCAGACCGAUUGCCAGGCGCACAUACAAGCUCAGCUACCUUUGACGCUGAUACCCAUUCGGAUCGAUCUCGACGUCCCCCAGCAUCAGCCAGAUUCACCAUACCCUCUACCCUCACAGGCCAUGGCCGUUGGCGUUAACCCAGCACUUCCAGUCUUCAAGCGACCCGAGCCUACACCCGCGUAUAAGAUCCGAGACAUAUUUCUAUGGAACCUCCAUGAAGAACUACUGACUCCUGAUGAUUUCGCAUUGAAUUUUGUUAGGGAGCUCGACUUGCCAAAUCAGACUGCGCUUGCAAUGAAUGUCAGCCAGCAAAUCCGAAAUCAACUCGAGGAUUAUGCCGGAGUUGCCAUGCACCCACUGUUUCAUACCCAGGGGAAGAGAUCACAGAUGCCUGAAGUGAACAAUGCCGGUACUCCGUCAGCGGUGGUCAAUGGCAGCUCCCGUGAUGGAACUCCAAGGCCUAUUUUCGUAACAGCUGCUGCUUCACCCCUCCCAGCAGAACCUGUCAUAGUAUCUGACAACUCGACUGACGACCUAUCUCUGAACCCGGACGAUUCAUUUCGGUGCGUCAUAACACUGUCAAUUUACCUAUCUUCGAAGCUUUACCAAGACAAAUUCGAGUGGUCCCUCUUGCACCCACCUGGUGCAGCAGAGGCAUUCGCUAAACAGACAUGUGCCGACAUGGGUCUGAAUGGUGAAUGGGUCAUGGCCAUCACCCAUGCCAUUUACGAAGCGGUCCUGAGGUUGAAGAAGGAAGCUUGUGAGGGCGGGAUGGUCAUGAUCGGGGGCGGCGCCUGGGGUGGUGGUGAGAUUGACAAUCAAGCCGUGCGAGCUGAAGAAGGUGCCGGUUGGCGAUACGAUAUCGACGACUUUGGUGCAGAAUGGGAACCCAAAUUCGAGGCGUUGAGCAAAGAAGAGAUUGAGAAGCGGGAAGGCGAUCGAGAACGACAACUAAGACGGUUGCGAAGAGAAACUGCAAGAUUCAGUUCGACUGCUGGAAUGGUUCCGUCUGCACGAGAACAAGAAGCGCAAUUACGUGGAAGUUACUUUGAUUAUACUGCGGUCGGGGCAGGUGGUGAAGAUACACCAUCUCUUGGUCGUGGGGAGAGAAGCAAGAAGAAGAGGCGGUUCCGUUCUCUAAGUCCCACCGGCAAAGCUGGAACUCCCGAAAGCUCUGCCAGUGCUGCUUGGGGUGGUGAGGGUAAUAGGUUGCAAGAGUUUGAAAGGCAGACGUGGCGAUGUAAGCAUUGUCUCAUCUGGGGCAAUGCUAUCUGGGCUGUCAGGGAUGGACCACUCGGACCAAGGACUCUUUGCAACAAUUGUGGACUUAUCUAUGAGCGAGACAAGAAAUUACCGGUCUGGGCAGAAGGACUGCACAAGCAUGAUGUUCCUCUCGGAAGAUAA